Messenger RNA from Sclerotinia sclerotiorum 1980 UF-70, 1674 nucleotides. RefSeq lists its product as hypothetical. Gene Ontology annotation, molecular function: transmembrane transporter activity. The coding region runs from base 1 to 1674 and encodes 557 amino acids. NCBI's taxonomy places the organism in Eukaryota, Fungi, Ascomycota, Leotiomycetes, Helotiales, Sclerotiniaceae. The transcript has 6 exons. Gene Ontology annotation, biological process: transmembrane transport. The record is from RefSeq and is a predicted model, not a curated record. Gene Ontology annotation, cellular component: membrane.
AUGUCGUCGACAAUGGAUCAAAAAGUUAGCCUUGAACUUAUGGUUUCUACCAUGACUGACAAGCCAGACAUCGUGGAUAAGCCGGUGGAUAAAAUGACUACCAUCGAGAAUGAUGAUGAGAGGUUGUUGAAUCGAAUUGGUUAUACUCAAGACCUAAAACGACAUUUCUCAAAAUGGUCUACAUUAUCCUAUGCAGUCUCUGUUCUUGGUGUGUUGGGAUCUGUUCCGGCUACCUUUGGAAGCCCAUUGAGUCUUGGUGGACCAGCCGCUUCAGUUUGGGCAUGGUUCUUUGGAUCAAUGAUGGCUCAAAUCAUAUCAAGUUCAGUAUCGGAACUAGUCUCAGCAUAUCCGACGGCAGGUGGGAUGUAUUUUGUUACGAAAAAUGUUGUCCCGGAGGAACAUUCUGCCAUUUGGAGUUGGGUUAUUGGAUGGUGUAAUUUAUUGGGUCAAACUGCUGGUGUUGCCAGUGUGGGAUAUACUGUCUCUCAACUUAUCCUAGCAGCUGCUAGUAUGAACUCUAAUUUUAAUGAGAUCACAGGAACAUAUUCCUAUUCGCCAACUGCUCUACAAACAGCCCUUCUCUCGUGGUUAAUCCUCAUUAUUUUGGGAGUAAUAUGUUCCCUAACAACAAAACGUCUUCAUCAGAUCGUAACCUGGUUCAUGCCCAUCAAUGUCCUAGCUUCAAUCACAAUUUGCAUCGCACUACUUGUUCUAACUCCGAAUAAACAAUCAGCAACAUGGGUAUUCACUCACUUCACCAAUGGAUCUGGAUGGGGAACACCAUUUUCAUUUUUCCUCUCCUUCUUAUCCGUAGCAUGGACCAUGACCGAUUAUGAUGGCACAACUCACAUGUCAGAAGAAACACAUGAUGCGGCAACUCGUGGACCCAUGGCUAUUCGAUGGGCCGUUACAAUUUCUGGAGUCGUUGGUUGGAUGCUCACAGUUACAUUUUGUUUCUGUACCACCGAUCUCGAUGCUAUUAUUAAUUCACCAACAGGAAUGCCAGCUGCUCAAAUCUUUUUAAAUGCGGGAGGAAAAGGAGGAGGAACCGUGAUGUGGUUUUUUGUCAUUCUAGUUCAAUUCUUCACUGGAUGUUCUGCUAUGCUUGCAGAUACUAGAAUGGCAUAUGCAUUUGCUAGGGAUGGAGCUUUACCAUUUUCAAAAUUUUGGUCCAAAGUAAACCCCUACACACAAACCCCAGUAAAUUCCGUCUGGCUCAUCGUCUUCUUAACCUGCGUUCUCAACACCAUCGCUAUCGGUAGUACCACGACCAUCGUAGCCAUUUUUAACAUCACCGCCCCUGCACUCGACAUGUCUUACGCCGCUGUGAUCGUCGCUCGUAAUAUCUACGCCUCACGUGUAAAAUUCAUCCCUGGUCCUUACACACUUGGAAUUUGGCAAAAACCUCUCAAUGCCAUUGCAUGUACUUGGGUACUUUUUAUUAGUAUAGUACUCAUGUUCCCGACGAUUCGACCGGUUACCAUGGAGAAUAUGAAUUAUGCCGUGGUAGUAGGAGGGGCAAUUGCGGUAUUUAGUUUUGGAUGGUGGUGGGCUGGUGCGAGAAGAACUUAUACAGGACCGAAAACAAAAGAUCUCAUACAAUCUAUCGCUACAGAGGAAGGAAAUUAUGAAUCAGAUCAAAGACCGGAUUAUGGCAGUAUGAAUAGUCGUUGA